Messenger RNA from Peniophora sp. CBMAI 1063, 939 nucleotides. Lineage: Eukaryota; Fungi; Basidiomycota; Agaricomycetes; Russulales; Peniophoraceae. The record is from the annotation of a GenBank genome assembly.
AUGCCAUCUUCCAUCCGUGAGGCCGGCGCUCCUUUCGCAAACGCAGAUGCAGACAUCAUCCUGCGCUCCAGCGACAAUGUGGAUUUCCGCGCACACCGAGUACUCCUUUCCAUCACCUCCCCUAUCUUCGCCGACAUGUUCAAACUGCCACCCGGAGAAGCAGGCGCGGACACUGGAGAUGAAGAAAAGGGUGGCGUCUGUGUUGUAAAGCUGCCUGAAGACGAGAAGUCCCUUCGUAUCUUGCUGGGAUACUGCUAUCUUGCACUCGCGCCCGUAGUGCUCAGCUCUCUCGACGAUGCAGUGCGCGCUGUGAUGGUCGCAGACAAGUACCAACUCUCUCGCGGUCGGGUCUUCGCGAUGGAGAAGCUGAAGGAUUUCGCGAAGGAGGAUCCAGAACGUGUUUAUGCCCUGGGGUGGAAGAUGGACAUGGCUGAUGUCGCACGGGUGGGAGCUCGGGCGACGCUCGUUAAGCCGUACACCAUCGGGCUCCCAACAAUGGAGAAAGUUGGGAGCCUGCCAUCUCCCGCUUUGCUGAAGCUUUUCGUCUAUCAGGGCGCUUGCAUUGAGGCGGCAUUGGGUGUGCUAGACCUAGCCUGGUUCCAAACCGAUAUGCUCGUCUUGAAAACUGGCAGCUUUUGCGGGAGGACACCUUUGGGAAGGAUUGGCGUUUCGCAGCUGAUGCAGCAGAACUGGAACGGCAUGUCGUGGUGCAGCAUCACGGACCCCCUCAAGCGAUGCUUCGACGCUAUUCGUGCCGCGUUGAGAACGCACCCAUGCGGCGAUGCUAUCGAUGCUGCAAAGCUUCUCGAGAUAUCCACAGGCGGAUUAUGUGACAGCUGUGCAAGGUACCAUAUCGCAACUAUACCGGCUUUCGCAGAGCUGCUCGCCUCUCAAGUCGAAAACGCUUUAGCCAAAGUCCCUCUGGAUAUCUCCUACUGA